GAAAGAUAACAUUGUUCUAUGAUAGUAGAUUAGUCACUAAUUUUACAUAGACAUAAUAUAUUAUGUUUAUGUAAUUUUAUCAUAUCUUUUUUUUAUCGUUCAUUCACAUUAUCCAAAGGUAUUUGGCCAAUGGUCUAUGAACUGUUUAUUGUUUUGUAUAUUGUUAAUUAUUUAUUAUUCAUUUAUUUUCCUAAUUAAAAGCAACCACCGUCAUUGUUUCGUGCAUACUGCGUCACUGCUUAGUCAUUCUCGUCUACAAAAGUAUAAAAUGAUAGUUAAAAGUUGAAUGAUGAUCUGUAAAGAUCUAUGAUCUAACUUUUAAAUUGUAAUUGAUCGGAGAAGUGGUGUAAGAUUUAAAUCACAAUUUUUUUCAAAAUAUUCUGUAUUUUCAAUAACAUCCUUAGAUCUUCAGAGUCUUUAAUGAAAAAAUCUCUAAGACAUGGAAUAUGUAUGCAGCAAAUUUACCGAAGUUGGAAAAAUGAUGCACAUCCACCACCAUUAGAUAUUUCUAAUUUGCAAACUAUGGAAGAUAUUAAAUUGAAAUUAUUUAAUAUUAUGGGAUUAUCUGGAAAGUAUGAAAAUGAAGAUAGAAAGUGGUUAUCUGAAUAUUUACCUAAAGAUCAAAGUGAACUACCGGCUCGCUCUAUGAAUGACAGUUUUGAUAGAGCAAUAGUUCCUCUGAGUACAGAUUUAUCAUUACAAAACAAGUAUACAACAACAUUUAAAGGCUUAAGAAUUGGGCGUCUGUUAGAAGAUAUGGAUCAUUUUGCUGUUUGGAUUGUAAUGAAACAUAUUUAUAAUCCUAAACAGCCAACGGACGUGCCAACCCCUUAUGUUGUUGUAACAUUAUUGGUAGACGAUGUUAUCAUUAAUGCUAAUAGAUUUCCUGAUAAAGAUUUAAUCAUCAGUGGACAAGUAACACAUGUUGGAAAAACUUCAAUGGAGGUCACUUUAUGGUUGGAACAAUUAAAUGAUGGUAAAUUUGAGCGCAUUACUAGAGCUCAUUUUGUAUUUGUUGCAAGAGAUCCAACAAACACAUCAUCUGUCAUGGUAAAUCAUUUAGAACCAGUAGGAGAACGUGAAAAAAAUUUAAUGAUUCUUUCUGCUAAAAAAAAUGAAGAUAGGAAAAGGGCUCGACAAAACUCUAUAUUAAAUAAAAUGCCAACGCCAGAAGAACAAUCCUUAAUAUAUGAAACAUUUAUGAAAACAGUUGAUGGAAAAGAACCAAUGAUUGGUAAUAAAGUAUUGCCAGCUAGUAGUGUGUGGAUGGAUGACACUGAAAUUGAAACUAAUAUCCUUUGCCAUCCUGAAGACCGAAAUCUACACAAUACUGUUUUUGGUGGUUAUUUGAUGCGUGUUGCUACUGAACUUGCAUUUUUAGUUGCAAGUGUUCAUAGUAAAACAAGAGUUAAAUCACAAGCAAUUAAUAGCAUUACAUUCAGAAAACCUGUUCCAAUCGGUAGCAAACUGAAAUUAAUUGGAAAAAUAUGUUAUACUAGUGGUAGAGUAAUGAUAGUAGAAAUCAUUGCUAAAGUUGAUGAAAUCGAAAGUAAAAAGAGUUUGACUUCAAAUUCAUUUUACCAUGUUUUUGUUGCACCCAAUAAUGUUGAUGCAGUGUUACCUCAAAACUAUCAUGAUUCAAUGUUGUACAUUGAUGGACGGAGACGUUAUUUAGAUUUCAUUGCUCAUUUAGAAAAUGGACAACUUUAAGGAACUUAAUAAUCUUAUUAAAUUAUCACAAAAAAAAAACAGAUUUUUAAAUUUUUAUAAAGUU
Molecule: messenger RNA, 1774 nt
Organism: Sipha flava (yellow sugarcane aphid)
Lineage: Eukaryota; Metazoa; Arthropoda; Insecta; Hemiptera; Aphididae
Product: acyl-coenzyme A thioesterase 9, mitochondrial-like
Exons: 11
Coding region: 421-1710 (429 amino acids)
Biological process (GO): acyl-CoA metabolic process
Cellular component (GO): mitochondrion
Molecular function (GO): fatty acyl-CoA hydrolase activity
Source: RefSeq, a predicted model, not a curated record